AUGACGACUGGCAAAAUUAACGACAAUCUAAACACAAUUAGAAAAUUAUAUGAAAAGACAAAAGAAUUGAAUCAAGAAAUUAAAAAUAUCGUAAAAGAUAUCAAGCCCAUGGAAUUCGAAUCCUAUGCAGAUUAUUUUUUGAUUCAUACCUUUAAGAGAGGUAUUUCUGAAAGUGGCAGAGUUAAUCUUGAUGGCUUAAGAAAAAGAGAACAAUCUAUCUAUUAUAAAAGAAUAAGAAAGCCUAAUGAACAAAAAAUUGAUGAAAAUAUUUCAUUACCACCAAAGAGAGCUUCUUCUGAAGAAACUUCUACUUCAAUUACACCAGCACAAACAGUACCAUCUUCUGAUAAGGAAGAUAUAUCAGAUUCAAAAAUUGAUAUUAAUGAUCCUGAGAGAAAGCCAGUAAACAAGGUUUCCGCAGAGAUCUCGUUAAAUAGUAUAAUUUCAGCUGAGGAUGGUCAGAAUGAUGGAGCUCAUAAUAUAAGGAGAUCGUCUAGAAUAUCACAAAAGGAUCGUGAAGAUAAGCUAAAGAGAGAACAUGAGAAGAUAGAAGAAGACGCUCAACGUAUUCUUUCAAGAAAGAAACAUAGAGGACCUGGUAGACCAUCUAGAUCGAGUUAUAAUGAUAACGACGACGGCAACGAUACAGGUGAAAGUUUUGACUCGGUAUCAGAUUCAAGUAAUGAUAAAGAAACGCUCGAUUCAGACCUUAUUGUUAUCAAAGACUUAUAUGAAACUUUAGUUCCAAAAAUUAAAGAUCCUCAAAGAAGAUCAGAUUGGGUUCUCCCACCAAGAAUGAAAUAUACACAGGAAAAACAAUUACACACAAGGCCAGAAUAUAAAUCUGUCAAGAUCAAUGAAUUGGUUGGUACUAAUAGAAUUAGUACAAUAUUAUCCCGUUUUGAAGGUGGAUUGGCUGGUGUACGUAGGUAG
Messenger RNA from Maudiozyma saulgeensis, 933 nucleotides. NCBI's taxonomy places the organism in Eukaryota, Fungi, Ascomycota, Saccharomycetes, Saccharomycetales, Saccharomycetaceae. The record is from the annotation of a GenBank genome assembly.